Molecule: messenger RNA, 3048 nt
Organism: Penicillium manginii
Lineage: Eukaryota; Fungi; Ascomycota; Eurotiomycetes; Eurotiales; Aspergillaceae
Exons: 14
Coding region: 1-3048 (1015 amino acids)
Biological process (GO): transmembrane transport
Cellular component (GO): membrane
Molecular function (GO): aldehyde dehydrogenase (NAD+) activity; transmembrane transporter activity
Source: RefSeq, a predicted model, not a curated record
AUGUCUUCAACCAACUACAAUAUCCCAUCAGCAUCGGAGAUAACGAAGCUAUACAUCAACGGCGAAUACGUCGAGCCCAAGGCGGGGAAAACAUACACUCUCUACAACCCAGCCGACGACUCAGCUAUAUCCGACAGAAUUCCCAUCGCGGAAGUAGCCGAUGUCGAUGCUGCCGUCGAUGCCGCCGAAAGCGCGUUCAAUGGACCCUGGGGCCAAUUCACGGGUGCCCAGCGAUCGGCGUGUUUGCGAAAACUAGCAGAUCUUCUCGAAGAUGAUGACCGAUUGAUCAAAUUACUGACACUUGAUGCGCAAAGUACCGGGAAUCCUGUUUCAAUCAUUCCGACACGCGAAAAGACCUAUAUAUUGGGGCAUCUAUUAUACUAUGCUGGAUGGACUGAUAAGCUUCGCGGCGACUACUAUCCCGCCGAUGAUGGUUUCGUCAAGCUUGUUCGUCAGGAACCUCUGGGUGUUUGCGUCGGCAUCAACCCAUUCAACGCCCCGAUCGCGACUCUUUUCAUGAAAGCCGCGCCUUGCCUAGCAACAGGAAAUGUGUUGAUUCUUAAACCAUCGGAACAAAGUCCACUAGGAUCACUGGCCAUCGCACCACUAUUCGAGGCCGCGGGUAUUCCGAAGGGCGUGUUCCAGGUACUUACUGGGGCUGGUGAUACGGGCGCAUUGCUGGCCAAGCAUAUGAGAGUUCGCAAGAUAAGCUUCACCGGAAGUAUACCCACCGGAAAGAAGAUUCAAAUUGCAGCCGCGCAGAGUAAUCUCAAACGCGUCACUCUGGAGCUGGGUGGUAAAAGCCCAGCAUUGGUAUUUGAGGAUGCAGAUCUGGAAAAUGCCCUCACUUGGACUGUCAACGCCAUCCUCGCUCGCUCCGGGCAAGUCUGCGUCGCAGCAUCUCGAGUCUACGUCCAACAAUCUAUCGCGAAGGAGUUUAUCGAAAAGUACACAGAGCGUAUGCGAGCAGCUGUUGAUAAGAUCGGCGAUCCCCUAGACAAAGCGACCGUGAUGGGACCCCUGGUGAACAAGACCGCACUCGAGAGAGUCAGCAAAAUGAUUGAAAGGGGGAAGAAUGAAGCAGAGCUUGUUGUUGGAGGCAUACGACAUGGAGAACAAGGCUGUUUCGUCGAACCCACUGUCUUUCUGAAUCCACAAAAAGGAGCCCAGAUAUACAGCGACGAGAUAUUCGGUCCCGUCGCUGUUGUUAAGACGUUUGAGACGGAAGAAGAAGUGUUGAAGAUGGCGAAUGAUACUGAGUACGGAUUGAUGUCGGGGGUUUUCACCAAGGAUAUUAAUCGUGCUAUGAGGGUUUCUGCGAAGCUGGAAUCUGGAGUUGUGGGGGUAAAUUGCGUUAGUUACAUGAAUGUUCAGGUUCCUUUCGGUGGGAAGAAGCAAUCUGGGCUGGGAAGGGAAUAUGGAGAAUACGCACUGCGUGCAUUCACAGAGCCGAAGACUGUACUUAUCAAAUUUUCCAAAAACUUUGCUUGUAUCUCGAGUCGACCGACCCCCAGUCUGCUACUCAUGGCGUUGAGCAAAGAAGACAGGCACGUCAGUGCGUUGAAUCUGGCGAUCGUUUUCGCUCUCUGCCUCGGUAGUUUGACUUACGGUUAUUGCUUCAGCAUUGUGUCAACAACGCUUGGUCAGCCAUCCUUCUUCGAAUAUUUUGACUUGACCCAGAAUACCACGGCUCCACAUUAUGCCUACACAAAUCGCAUUAUUGGGGGACUGAAUGGAUGCUUCUCGGGUGGUGGCUUUCUAGGGUCCAUAUUUGGUGGAUGGGCCUGUGAUUAUUUAGGCCGCCGGAAGACACUUCUAGUAGCGACACCGAUUGCCAUCGUUGGAGGUGCCUUGCAAGGUGGUGCAGCCCACCUUGCCAUGCUUCUGCUGGGUCGAGUUCUCGGCGGCUUCGCAGUUGGUAUCUUGAUGGUGCUUAUUCCUUUGUUUCAGUGCGAAAUAUCGCCUCCUGCCACUCGUGGAUUCUUAGUUUCCCAGCAUGGUGUUGUGCUUGUCUUCGGGUACUCUGCAGCCGCUUGGGUUGGAUUUGGUUCUUUCUACUCCACCAAUCCGGCUUUUCAAUGGCGCUUUCCGCUUUGUCUUCAAUGCUUAUGGCCAUUGGCUAUGCUCUGUCUCACACCUUGGAUACCUGAAUCUCCACGCUGGUUGCUGAUGCAAAACCGACCCCAGGAUGCUUGGAAAGUGAUACAGAAGCUCCAUGAGAGUGGCAAAGAUUCUUCUCGGGAUUCAUUUGCCAAAGAAGAGUUUUAUCAAAUGACCCAACAGGUAAAUGCCGAUCAAGAAAUGGCUCGCGGUGAGAGUGUUAAGACACUAUUCACGAAGCGGUCUUAUCGUAAGCGGAUGUUCUGCGCAUUCAUGACGAUGUUCGCAUCGGAGUCGACUGGAAUUUUGGUAGUUUACAACUAUAGCGUACUACUCUAUGAAGGACUUGGAUUUAACAACGAGAUAUCUCUGCUCCUGGCUGCAGCAUAUGUAACGGUCGCUUGUAUCGGAAAUUUCAUCAACUCCAUUCUCAUUGAUAGAGUUGGAAGAGUGAAGCUAUUAGUCUUCGGAAUAACUGGCUGUCUCAUUAGCUUGAUAUUCGAGGCCACGCUGUCAGCUGUUUACAUAGGAACCUCCAAGUCCUCUGGUCUCAGAGCUGGUGUCUUUUUUCUCUUUCUUUACAUUACUUUCUAUGGGUGCUGCAUCGAUGCAAGUACAUAUGUCUAUUGCACAGAAAUCUUCCCAACUCAUAUUCGUUCUCGGGGAAUGGCAUGGUCGCUAGCAAUUCUCUUCGCAUCGACCAUUGCUUAUUUGAUUCCCGCGCCAACUGCCUUCGCUGAAGUGGGAUGGAAGUACUAUCUUUUAUUCAUCCUUCUAUCCGUGAUCAAUAUACCGCUGAUGUGGUUCUACUUCCCUGAAACCAAGGGCCUUGCACUCGAGGAAAUAGGUGAGAAAUUUGGCGACAAAGUAGUUAUUCACCUUGCUAGUCUUACCGUUGAGCGAAAGGAGGGUAUACAUAUUCAAGACGAAAGUAGGAGAAAUUACUGA